UACUCGAACAGAUAUACAUAUAGACUCGAGAGAGAUCACAGCAAACCGACGAAUCAUCGAUUGAAUCAAUAUGGCGACCACCACAAUCGCCCGAAUUCUCUCUUGCUUUUUCCUUCUCAACAUCGUCCUUCAACUCGCCACCACCUCCUUUGCUUUCCAGUCCGACGAACUCCUCGUCGACGACGACGAAUUCGGCCUCGAGGGCGGCCGCCUUCCCGAUCCGCCGCCCGAAACCCGCCCCGCCACUUCAACUCGCAGACGUUCCGCAGAAUCGGGUUCGGAUCUCGACUCCAAAAUACAGUUCCAGCUCGAGCACGCCUUUGGGGACUCCGAUUUCUCGCCCGCCGGGACUUUCACUGCUCGCCUCAAAACGUGGCCCAAUGGCGGCCAGACGCUAACGAAGCUUCGGUUCUCGAGGAAUGCCUUAAGUCAGACUGAUAAGGAGAAUUUCGAAAGACUUAUAGAAGGAGAUGACUUCUAUCAGAUAAGACUUCCAUCAAACUUGCUAAACCCGCCUGGAAGAGAGCACGUCAUCUCAUCUGUGAAGGCGAGAUGUCUUUCGCAGCGGGAUGCACUCGAUGAACAUUUUGUCAUAAACAUGGACGGUGUGAAUGUCUUGGGCGUUAAUUAUGGUCCACCUGGAUCUUGCCAAUAUCCCCGUGUAUCAAGACCUCCUACGAAGUGGUCUUUCAACUCUCAUACGCUUUUGAAGUAUAGUAAUGAGGUUCUUAGAACUCCAGUAUUUACAGAAGCAGUUCUUGGAGAGAACGGAGAAGGUGAAGAAUUGAAACCACCGGAGAGGUCCUUCUGGGCUAAAUAUUGGAUGUACUUAAUUCCUCUUGGGCUCAUAGUCAUGAAUGCCAUGACUCAAGCCAUGAACCUGCCUGAGGAACAGGGUGCUGGGCAACCAGGCUCGCAAGGCCCACAAGCAAUAUCAGGACGUGGUCAGGCUCCUGCAGUGCGAAGAAGAAACUAGUUAUUGACAGAUGGUCUGCGAGAAGGUCUUUCAGUUGCUGUAGGCAUUGUACUAGUGGAUCAAAGGAUCUCUGCUAUCGAAGAGGAAAUGCAUUACCAAGUAACAUUUCGUCCAGCAUAUUUGAAAAGACUGCUUCUAUUCAUCAAUGGAUGUAAUUUGUUAUGGUUGCUUUCAUUUAGGUUUCUCCAGUUUUUCUCUUUAGUUCUUCUUUCAGAAAUAUAGACCAGUCUAAAUUGUUUUAGCAUCUCAUGUUAGUAUCAAAAUUGUGGCAUGUCUGUGAAAAGAUAGACACACUUUAACUGUAACAUGAUAUUAAAUUACUAAUUGCUCCUUGAUAUUUGCACUGAAA
Salvia hispanica is the source of this 1325-nucleotide messenger RNA. Its product is annotated as ER membrane protein complex subunit-like protein. Lineage: Eukaryota; Viridiplantae; Streptophyta; Magnoliopsida; Lamiales; Lamiaceae. The record is from RefSeq and is a predicted model, not a curated record.